AAACCAUAAACCCUCGUCACUGUCAGCUACCGGACGACGAUCUCAGCUCAAACACAAUUCUACUGAAAUAAAAUCUCAGCUACAAAAUUCUCAUAUGAAGAGAUUGCACUGAACAGAUCCAUCCGUCACUCUACAGUCUCUCCGGCUACCAAUUAACAACAUGAAGAAGACGAGAGACUCUUUGUUAUACUUGUCGAUCCUACUCUAUUUAUUUUCAUUUGCUCACGCUGAUUCAAUCCAUGGAUGCGGCGGAUUCGUCGAGGCGAGUUCGUCGCUGAUUAAGUCGAGAAAGUCAACUGAUACGAAAUUGGAUUACUCUGACAUCACAGUUGAGCUUCGAACAGUAGAUGGAUUGGUGAAGGAAAGAACACAAUGUGCUCCAAAUGGAUAUUAUUUCAUUCCAGUUUAUGACAAGGGUUCAUUUGCAAUUAAAAUCAAUGGACCAGAAGGGUGGUCAUGGGACCCAGAAAUUGUUCCUGUUAUUAUUGAUAAUACUGGCUGCAAUCAAAAUGAAGAUAUUAACUUCAGAUUCACUGGGUUCACCUUAUCUGGUAGAGUUGUGGGAGCUGUAGGUGGAGACAGCUGUUCAGCUAAAAAUCAGGGUCCUUCAAAUGUAAAUGUGGAACUCUUAUCUCUCAGUGAUGAUCUCAUAUCAUCUGUUCUGACAUCAUCAGCUGGUAGUUACUUAUUCAAUAAUAUCAUUCCAGGAAAAUACAAAAUUCGUGCUUCACAUCCUGACUUAAAAGUUGAAGUUAAAGGUUCCACAGAGGUACAAUUAGGUUUUGAAAAUGGUGUAGUUGAUGAUAUUUUCUUCGUCCCUGGAUAUGAUCUCCGUGGAUAUGUUGUGGCUCAGGGAAAUCCAAUACUUGGAGUGCACAUUUAUCUACAUUCGGAGGAUGUUGUAGAGCUUGAUUGUCCCCAAGGAUCUGGUGAUGCCACAGGACCGAAAAAGCCUCUUUGUCAUGCUGUAUCUGAUGCAGAUGGGAUGUUCUCAUUUAAAUCAGUACCUUGCGGGCAUUAUGAGCUUGUUCCAUUUUACAGGGGUGAAAAUACAGUAUUUGAUGUUUCACCACCUGUUAUAUCAGUUUCUGUUGAUCAUCAGCAUGUUACAAUUCCGCAAAAAUUUCAGGUCACUGGAUUUUCUGUUGGAGGGCGUGUGGUGGAUGGGAAUGACAUGGGGGUAGAGGGUGUGAAAAUUAUUGUUGAUGGUCAUGAAAGAGCAACAACAGAUAAAAAAGGUUACUACAAGCUUGACCAGGUCACAUCAAAUCAUUAUACAAUAGAUGCCAAUAAGAAGCAUUAUAAAUUCAACAGCUUGAAGGAGUACAUGGUUUUACCAAAUAUGGCUUCAGUGGCUGAUAUCAAGGCAAUAGCCUAUGAUGUUUGUGGCAUAGUUAGGAUGGUUAAUUCUGGUCAGAAAGCAAAGGUUACUUUGACUCAUGGACCAGAGAAUGUCAAACCUCAAGCUAGACAGACGGAUGGAAAUGGAAACUUUUGCUUCGAGGUUCCUCCUGGUGAAUAUCGUUUGUCUGCUUUUGCUGCUACUCCUGAGCAAGCUCCUGGACUUUUGUUUCUACCACCUUAUGUUGAUGUUGUGGUCAAAAGUCCAUUUAUGAAUGUAGAAUUUUCUCAGGCUCUUGUCAAUGUACUUGGCUCUGUAACUUGCAAGGAGACAUGUGGUUCAUCUGUUUCUGUUACUCUAUUGAAAUUAGCUGCAAAACAUACUGAAGAAAGAAAGUCCAUAAUGUUGACAGAUGAGAGCAAUGAAUUUCUUUUUCCGGACGUCUUACCUGGAAAAUACAGGCUUGAGGUCAAACAUAGUUCACCUGAACUCACAUCCAAUGAAGAUAAUUGGUGCUGGGAGCAGAGCACCAUUGAUGUGGAUACUGGUGCUGAAGAUGUUAAAGGAAUUGUAUUUGUUCAAAAAGGUUACUGGGUUAAUGUUGUUUCAACCCAUGAUGUAGAUGCUCACAUGACUCAGCCAGAUAAUUCAGUUAUUAACUUAAAAAUUAAGAAAGGAUCUCAGCAUAUAUGUGUAGAAUCUCCUGGAGUGCAUGAGCUUCACAUUAUCAAAUCAUGUAUUUUAUUUGGGAGCUCGCCAGUGAAGAUCGAUACUUCAAAUCCAUCACCUAUCUAUCUUAGAGGAGAGAAAUACCUUCUCGAAGGAAAAAUCAAGGUUGAGUUAAAAUCAGCUGAUAGUUUACACGAGCCACCAAAUAGUCUCGCUGUGGAUAUUCUAAACAGUGAUGGCAAUGUAGUUGAUGGUACAACUGCAGACCUUGCAUCUAGUGCAAUUGAUCAAACAAGCACUGCUUUAUAUGAGUACUCUGUCUGGGUGAACCUUGGAGAGAAACUUACCUUUGUUCCUCGGGACUCAAGGGUUAAUGGAGAGAAGAAAAUCUUGUUUUACCCCAAAGAGCAUAGUGUCUUGGUAACAAAUGAUGGUUGUCAAGCUCAAAUUCCUACAUUUUCUGGUCGUCAUGGCUUGUAUGUAGAAGGAUCAGUUUCUCCCCCACUUUCUGGAGUUUAUGUUAAGAUUUUUGCUGGGGAAGAUAGCCACACUACACCACUCAAGAAAAAUGACAUGGCACUCGAAAUAACCACAGGGACGGAUGGUUCUUUUAUCGGGGGACCUUUAUAUGAUGAUAUAUCUUAUGCUGUUGAGGCUUCAAAGCCUGGUUACCAUCUUAAACGCACGGGACCACAUUCCUUUUCAUGCCAGAAGCUUGGCAAAAUCUCUGUACAUAUAUAUUCAAAAGGCAAUGUCAAUGAACCUAUUCCAUCUGUGCUAUUAUCAUUGAGUGGUGAUGACGGAUAUAGGAACAACUCUAUAUCUGGAACUGGUGGAAUAUUCUUCUUUGAUGACUUAUUUCCUGGCACUUUCUAUCUACGUCCACUGCUAAAGGAGUUUGCUUUCUCACCUUCAGCACAGACUAUAGAACUUGGUUCAGGGGAUUCUAAAGAAGUCACUUUCCAGGCUACCCGUGUUGCUUACAGUGCUACAGGUAUGGUCACUCUUUUGUCUAACCAGCCAAAAGAAGGUGUCUCUGUUGAAGCUCGGUCAGAGUCAAAAGGCUACUAUGAGGAGACAGUAACUGAUUCAUCGGGAAAUUAUAGGCUCAGAGGACUUCUUCCGAACACAACCUACGUGAUUAAAGUAGUUGAAAAGUAUGGCUUGAGUACUACUAGAAUUGAACGUGCAUCUCCAGAAUCUGUUACUGUUCAGGUUGGAUCUGAGGACAUCAGAGCAUUGGAUUUUGUGGUGUUUGAAGAGCCAGAAAUGACCAUUUUAAGUUGCAAUGUUGAAGGGAAAAGGACAAAUGAAUUUCAUUCACAUCUGCUGGUAGAGAUCAAAUCGGCUAGUGACACAUCAAAGAUUGAAUCUGUCUUUCCGUUGCCACUCUCCAACUUUUUCCAGGUGAAGGACUUGCCUAAGGGUAAACACCUGCUGCAGCUCAGAUCAAGUCUCCAAUCGAGUACCCUCAAGUUCGAGUCAGAUGUUAUUGAGGUUGAUUUGGAGAAGGCCGCUCAAAUACACGUGGGACCACUGAAAUACAGUUUUGUGGAGGAUCACCAAAAACUGGAGUUGACUGUUGCACCUGUCCUCCCGCUCGUUGUUGGACUAUCAGUAAUUGUUUGUUUCAUCAGCAUGCCCAGAUUAAAAGAUCUAUAUCAAGCCACAGUAGGGAUACCGACCCCAGGAUUUAUGACAACAGUGAAAAAGGAAAUUCGAAAGCCGGCUUUGAGAAAAAAGACAUAUUGAAGAUCAAUUUCAUUUCUAUGAUACACGCAAGUAAGAUUUCAGGUGCUAAAAAUUUUCGCCUUCUACAUUCAAGCUUUAGCCUGUCGUGUAGCUAACUGACAUGAGAGUAUUAGCAACUUUGCAUACCAACUUGAGCCUUUUUUUUUCUUCUUCUUUAGAUUUUGAAUUAUCAUAGUUAGAUUAGGAGUUGAACUCAUAACUUCCUCUUGAAAAGAGAUGUCAUGGCCAAUUUUUUCUAAUUUAUGGAAGCAAAUCUAGAUAGUAGAAGUGACAUUGCAUAAUUGUUCUUAUCAAUUCUGUAUUUCUUGCCGCCGUGUUGCUUUAUGUUUUCUUGACUAGCUCUGAUAUUCAAAGCUAUUUAUAUUAAUGUGCCUUGAUGAA
Molecule: messenger RNA, 4144 nt
Organism: Mercurialis annua (annual mercury)
Lineage: Eukaryota; Viridiplantae; Streptophyta; Magnoliopsida; Malpighiales; Euphorbiaceae
Exons: 26
Coding region: 161-3763 (1200 amino acids)
Cellular component (GO): endoplasmic reticulum membrane
Molecular function (GO): carbohydrate binding
Source: RefSeq, a predicted model, not a curated record